Molecule: messenger RNA, 4939 nt
Organism: Podospora pseudopauciseta
Lineage: Eukaryota; Fungi; Ascomycota; Sordariomycetes; Sordariales; Podosporaceae
Gene: GPI10
Product: glycosylphosphatidylinositol anchor biosynthesis
Exons: 3
Coding region: 2990-4939 (649 amino acids)
Biological process (GO): GPI anchor biosynthetic process
Cellular component (GO): endoplasmic reticulum membrane
Molecular function (GO): alpha-1,2-mannosyltransferase activity
Source: RefSeq, a predicted model, not a curated record
AGACACUGGCAAAUCAUCCAACACAUUUCCACUUCACCACACACACACACACACACACACACACACACACACACACACCAAAUCAAUCCAACUGAUCCUACUAGGCAGGGACUUGGUAUUAUUCUGGUACUUCUCUGCCCAAAUAUCCAUCCAUCCAAUCAAACCCCCUCUGGACUUCAUGCCAAGUCUAGCCCAGCCCAGCCCAGCCCAGUACAAUCUCCUUGAUGCAAACCUCUCGGUAUCAUUUCCAUGCAUAUACUACCCUAAGAGCCAAACUCUGCUGUUUUACCCAAUCUAAAUAAUGCUUAUAGUGGUAUCAAAACAUCCAAAAAGGAAACCCCAUUGAAAAAAAAAAGAUGUGUCAUGAUCCCAGGGAACAUAUUCCGGUUUCCCCCUGACUUCUUCACCUGCCCGCAUUUUGCCCCAGCAAAUCGGGUGGUCUUCCUUCGGGCCGUCCCCGGUUCCCCUCCCCCGGCAGGAUCCUUCCCCGGAUUUUUCUGAAAAGCGAUGUCUGUGGUGGUGGUGAGCGGCGAGUGACUCAUGAUCAUGGUGCGCUGAUAUGAUAAUCAGUGCGCCUCGUGCUUGGUGGCAUUUGGCAACUCCUCCAGCGCCUCCUUGAUGGUCUUGAGGGCGCUUCUAAGUUCAUCUUCGGUGAUGACCAGCGGUGGUGCGAAGCGAAUGAUGUUGCCGUGGGUCGGUUUGGCCUGUUCAGCAUGGUGGUGAGUUAUCAUUGUCGGGAACGGAAAAGGAAAGGGAGGCGAAAAAAAGACAUACCAAAACACCCUUAUCCUUCAACAACAUGCACAAAUCCCACGCCGUCCUCCCAUUCGUCUCGCUCUCAUCAAUCACCACCGCGUUCAACAACCCCCUCCCCCUCACCAGCUCCACAAUCUUGCUGUUGAACCCUCUGAUCUCGCUCCUGAAAAUCUCCCCCAGCUUCUGGGCCUUGUCGACCAAGCCUUCCUCUUCGACCAGCUCCAAAGCCUUGAUACUAACCGCGCACCCAAGCGGGUUUCCACCGUACGUGCUCCCGUGAGUGCCAGGCUCAAUAACCCCCAUAAUCUCCUUCGAGCUCAAAACACAACUGACAGGGUACAUCCCCCCGCUGAUCGCCUUCCCCAACGUCACCACAUCCGGCUUGAUCCCAUCCCACUCGCUGCACAGCAUCCUUCCCGUCCUCGCAAUCCCCGUCUGGAUCUCGUCGCAAAUCAAAAGCACAUUAUACUCCCUGCACAGUUGCUGAACUCUUUUGAGAUAUCCAUCCUCCGGCACCACCACCCCGGCCUCACCCUGAAUGGGCUCAAUAAUAAACGCCGCCGUCUCCUUCCCAAACUCCCCAAGUAUCUCCUCCACAUCCUCCACACUCCCAUACCUAAUCGCCUUCCCCGUGCUCGGGUGUCUCGCCCCAAUGAGCGGUACAUACGGCCCAUGAUUAUCCCUACUCUCCGGAUCAACACUCAGACUCACCGCCACCAUCGUCCUCCCGUGAAAGUUCCCAUCCACACUCCACACCCUCGCCUUCCCUUGCUCCACCCCCUUGACCUUGUACGCCCAUUUUCUUGCCAGUUUGAUGGCCGUCUCGACCGCCUCGGCGCCCGUGUUCAUGGGCAGGACCAUCUCGUACCCAAACACGUCCUUGACCUUCUUGGCCCACUGGGGAAAGACGUCGUUGUGGAAGGCGCGGGAGGAGAGGGUGAGGCGGGCGGCUUGGUCGGUGAGGGCUUUGAUGAGGGCGGGGUGGCAGUGGCCUUGGUUGACGGCGCUGUAGGCGGAGAGGAAGUCGAGGUAGUGGCGCCCUUCGGGGUCCCAGACGUGGCAGCCCGAGGCGCGGGCGAAGACAAUGGGGAGGGGGGAGUAGUUGUGGGCUGCGUAGGUGUUUUCUGUUGUGAUGGCUGUUGUGGUGGAGGAGGCGUGGUAGGGGUCGGUUGGUUUAGUGGUGGUGGUGGUGGAGGAGGAGGCGUGGGGGGCCAUGGUUGGAAUUGUUCGUGGUAUUGGGGGUUGGGUGAAUUGGUUGUUGAAUUGGCGGUUGUUCAAAGGUAGGCAAGAUAUGACGGUAGAUGGGAAGACAGACAGACGGACAAAGUAGUAGGCAAGAAGGUAAGUUUGCCCGCUGGGAGGAGAUUAAAUCAGCGGUGUAAGAACAAACAAAGCGUUGUCAAAACUACGCCACCUUUAUGAAAUUCCAACAAAACCUUGGAUGGCCAAUUGGUACUAAUGUAUGUAGAUUUCAAGCAGAAGAAGGCAAUGGGAAAACAAAAACAAUCGCAGAGAAAAAAGAGGGGAACAUAUAUAAAACCCGCCUCACCCUGCCUCUCCCUACCUUCACCCUCCCAAACCUACACUACCUCCGCUUCGGAAGGUGUUUGCCGUUGCAAUCAUGCAAUUCCACCGAACGACACUAUACCUCUAAGUGCAAGUCAGAUAGUCCCAAGACGCUCACAACACCUCACGUGGGCCCAGCAUCCUUGGACAGUCCCGCAAAAAGCAUGCCGAAGGAAACCGCUUUUAUCACGAAAGGUCUUGUAACCUUCCUUUAAAGUGUGACAGGUCCGGGGUCUUUCAGCUCAUGAAACUAGGGGUGUGGCCUGUCAUGGAAGUGGCGAUAUUAUUCAUACAAACUGGAAGCUUAAAACUUGAUAGGUACUCAGACACAAUACAUUCCCGAUACCGGAUAUCUUUCAGAAUCAAAGAUAGAUAGAUAGAAGGUGUCAUCCAUCCAUUGCUGUGAUGCUGUGGUUCCAGCGGGGGAGGGGCGGGCGGUGGGAAAUGCAGGGAUCUCUUGGGCUUUCAGCCAAUUGUGGGUCACUUGAUUACCGCAGCAAGCUUGGUAGGGCUGCGGGGGAACCAAUCAGCUGUAGGGGUGCUCCGUGUCAGAGCUGCCAGAUGGCAAGCAGCUCUGUCUGUCUGACCGACAGUUGACGCGACUUUGAAUGAGAUUAGGUGCGGCCCCUGAACUUCGUCGAGAACUACACUUGACGAGUCGUGUUUGAUGGUCAAGAUGGAGAAAGAUACUGUCAAGAAACCCCCAGGGCCGAGAAUAGAAAAGCCAGCCGAGAAAGAUGGCAGGGUGCACGCGCAGGUCGCGGCUGCUCAAGUCGGGGAUAUUCUCAGUGUGUUGCUGGCAUUUCGGUUCAUCAACUCUCUUUUUGUCAAGACAUUCUUUCAACCAGAUGAAUAUUUCCAGGCCUUGGAGCCGGCGUGGAGGAUGGCUUUUGGGGAAGGCAGUGGUGCUUGGAUAACUUGGGAAUGGGAAUAUCAACUACGGUCUUCACUUCACCCAGCCGUAUUUGGCGCCGCGUACAAGCUUGCCGAGACUGUCAUGAGUGCCAUGCAUUUGUUUCCACCCUUCAUCGCUUCCAUGUUGGUGGUUUUGCCAGGGGCUUUGCAGUCUGUGUUUGCUGCCUUGGGAGACUUUUACACGUGGAAGCUGGCCAUGGAUGUCUAUGGGAGGGAGAGUUAUGCUCCAUGGGCUGCUUUGUGGAUGACCGUUCUCAAUCCCUGGCAGUGGUACUGCUCAACAAGAACAUUUUCCAACUCUCUCGAGACAACCCUCACCAUUGCUGCUCUUUCCUACUGGCCUUGGGAGCUCCUUGCAGAUGCCAAGGAAACCAAAGAAGAGCGCCUGAAGCAAAAAGGGAGACUCAACAGCUUGAGAACAUCCCUCUUCCUAGCAGCCAUCGCCGUCCUCCUUCGCCCAACAAACCUCUUCAUCUGGCUUGGCAUCAUCGCCCUGACCCUCACCCGCCUCACUCUCGACGGCCAGUCCCCCAUCACACAAACCACCUUCCCUGCCCUCCUCAGAGAAACCGUCCUCUGUGGUUCCGUUGCCCUCGCUAUCUCGGUCGUCUCUGAUCGCCUCUACUUUGGCUUCUGGACCUUCCCUCCUUACAAAUGGCUCUACUUCAACAUGUCCCAGUCCGUCGCCGUCUUUUACGGCCGGAUGCCCUGGCACUAUUACCUCUCCCAAGGCAUUCCUCUCCUCACCACCACCUUCCUCCCCUUUGCCCUGCUGGGCAUCUACAAAGCCACCCUCACCUCCGCCAAACCCACCACCCUCCUCUCUGCCCGUCCAACAUUCCUCUCCACCACCUCAUCCAACACCCUCAAGACUUUGUCUUUUGCCCUCAUAGGCAUGAUCACCAUCCUCUCCCUAAUCUCCCACAAAGAAGUCCGCUUCAUCUACCCCCUCCUCCCCAUCCUGCACAUCCUCGCAGCACCCUACGUAACCAGCUUCUUCACCACCCCUCCCACCACCCUAUCCAAACCUUUGGUGCUGCGCCACAAAAUCUUCCUCGCUAACAUCCUCUCCAUCAACCUCCUCCUCGCGGGGUAUCUCUCCCUCUUCCACCAGCCCGCGCCCAUCUCUGUCCUUUCCUUCUUGAGAAGUGAAUACGAGCGCCUCCACCCUGACUCCCUUUCUUUGAGUGCUCCCCCACAGGAACAAAAGGAAUUAUUCGCCCUGUUCCUCACCCCCUGUCACACGACACCGUGGAGGUCGCAUCUUAUCUGGCCGGGGCUGAGGGCUAGGGCGUUGACCUGUGAGCCGCCGUUGCAUACUGCUCCGGGGACGCCUGAACGGGAAAACUAUCUUGACGAGGCGGAUAGGUUUUACGCGGAGGAUGCGGAGACGGGGAAGUAUGGGGGGGUGUUUCUGAGGCGGGAGAUGUGGCCGCAGUUUUUUGAUGGGGGUGACGGGAGAAAAGGGGAGGAGAUACCGAGGUUUGUGGUUGGUUUUGAGGGGAUUGAGGGGGUGUUGGGGGAGUUUUUUGGGGGUGACGGAGAAAAGAUGGGGGUGAAGAUGAAAAAGGUUUGGGAGGGAUGGAAUGGGCUUGUUAAUGAGGAUUGGAGGAGGGGUGGGAGGUUGGUUGUUUGGGACACGGGGGUUUAUCCUAAUGGCGGUGGGGAGGUGGUGGAUGGGGGAAGUAAAGAUGAGUUGUGA